AUGCCAAGCUAAUCAUUUAUAUAUGUAAAUUCGAAGUCCCAAGAUGCAUCUCAAUUUAUAGUGGAAGUAGUAGUACAGGAAAUAAGCAAAUUGAGCAUAAUUACUAAAUAAAAAUAAUUGGAUUUGGAUACUCAAGAAGAAUUGCAUGUUUAAGCAUAUGAUGACAAAGGAAAUACAUUCACAACAUUGGAAGGCCUUAAAUUUGAAUGGAGAGUCGGUGCAUUGGAAAUGGUUAAGUUUUCUGAAUCCGGACUAAAAGUAUCAGAGAAAAGAGCAAGAUUAGAGUUUAAUAGUGAUAUCAUUGUGGUGAAGGGAAAGAAAGAAGGGAAAGAAACAGUAUUUACUAGAGUGGUAGAGAAGAAAUAUUAUGAAACCAAAAUAGAAACUAAUGUAGAUUUAGUUGUAAUUUAAAAAUUUUAAUUUUCCCCUGAUUAUCCAGUAUAUUACUUACCAACACAUUCUGUUAUCUAAUUCCAUCUAUUGAGAGCAGAUGGAAAAACAAGAAUAAAAUUACCAAGUCAAACUCAUUUAUGGAGUACAACAUCCAAAGUAUCAACCAUUGAUCAGAAUGGUGUUUUGACAACAUAGAAUAUUGAGAGGAAUUUGAAUCUAAAGGUAAUCAAUUCUGAGUACAAUUAAAUCCAAGCAAUCUAUCAUGUAGUGAAUCCUAAGUACAUUGAUAUUGAUAUUUGGGAAGAUGGCAAAGAGAAGAGAGAAGGAAAGGUGACUCAUUUAAUAGUAGGAAAAUUGUACAGAUUCUAAGCCUAUCUCAAGGAUGAAUCACAUUAAAGAAUAUAUUCGACAGAUGUAUUCUCCUAUGAUUCUAAAGAUAUAACAUUGAACGAGUAGACCGUCAUAUCAGAUAGAGAGAGACAAAAUGUUAAAUUAACAUUCCAAAGAGGAACAUUGGAAUCCUCUGUUACUAUUCACUUUGUUAAGCCUAUAUAAAUUUCAACAAUCUUUAAAACCUACAUCCACCUCCCAAUCUACGAACAAUAUAACUUAGUUGUCACUGGAGGAUCAGGAUCUUAUAAAUAUUAGUAAAGAUAUCAAUCACCUACUAUUUUUGAAAUUAAAAGUUCUCACAUACUUGCAGCUAUAGAACUUGGAGAGAACACCUUAACAAUCUAUGAUGAAUUUAAUGUCUAUAACAGUUUAGAAGUGACUGUCUAUGUGACUGAUGUCAGCUAAAUACUUCCAUUUGAGAGGAGAAAAGAAUUGAUAGUGAAUGAAUCCGAUGACACAUUUUAUCAAGCCAUUGGAGAUCCUAAAGUUGGAAACUAUACUUAGUGCAGAGCAGUUAAGUUUACUAUUGAUAAUUUUGAUAUAUUCACCACAUCAUAAAUAGCUGGAGAUCUCUCUAACUAUUUAGUUUGCAAUGGUUUGAAAAUGCAAUCAGCAACACCAGGUCAAUAUAAUCUUCAAAUUAACACUCAAAAGAUCUCUGUAACACAAUAAGUCAGAGUCUAUGACUACUUGCAUUUCGAUAAGCCAUUUUAUUAUGUGACUCCUCAUUCUACUAUUACAACUAAGGUUUUGGGAGGACCAACAACUUGGGAUUAAACACCAUACAAUGAGAAGCUGUCAGAAGGUAUUAUCAAAAUAGACAUGGAAAAAUAUCAUUUCAAUUGUUUCUAGAGCAAAGCUGAAUUCAGAAUUACAAGAAUCAAUAAACAAUCAGAUUUAUUGCCUAAUCCAAAAUUAGUGAGCAAUAGUCUACCUGUAAAAUGCUUAUUACCAGAAGCAUUCAAAAUUUAUAAUGAAAAGAAUCAAGAAGUAAAUUGGUUAUUCAAAGAAGAAACUGUUUAAAUUAGUGUGGUGGCUCUCUAUUAGAAUUUCUUAUUCUACAAUUCCAGCAGUUUGCAUUUAGACCAUUCAACUAGAGGAUUAAAAUAUUAAAAUAGAUAUUUAUCAUAUGAUAUUUAAUCAGGAAUCUCUGAUUGUAAAUUCAUUGUGGCUUCAAAUUCUUACAACAAUCAUAAAGACACAUUCCUUACCAUAAGGAGUGAAUUAGACUUAAUCAUCCAUCACACUUUAAAACUGAUACCAAGUGGAGAACAAUAUGUCCUGAUUGAUUAAAGUGUUUUAUUCAGAAUAGAAUCAUCAACCAACAAUAUACAAUGCUAAUAUGAUAGCAAUAUUAUUGGGUGCGAGAAGGAUUAAGUUACUAUUACUCCAAAAAAAUUAGGUUAAUUCUAAUUAGUAGUUUACGAUUUAUCCUUAAAUUACAGUGUCUCAGCCACCCUUAAUGUAAUCGACCCAUCUCAAUUGAAUUUGGAAUUAAGUUAAUAGAUCACUGUAGUCGGAAAUUCAAUCAAUGCAACCUCUGCAUUCAAUUAUUAUAAGAGAUAAGUACAUGUGACAACUUGGUCAUCACUAAGAUUGAUUGAUACCUAUGGAUUCAACAAUAUUAACUAAGUCAAUAAUCAGUUUUUGAUCACUCCCAAUAGAGAAGGCUUAUUCAAAUUAUAAACACAAUACGAUUCAAUCAAUUCUAAUCAAGUCGAUUUGAAAGUAAUACCCAAGCUGUAAGCUGAUACUGUCUACAUGCCAACCGAAUGUGAGACUCAUGUGUUGUUCCCCUCCUAUUCUUAGUUCACUUAUUCAGCCAUUUCCAAUGAGAAUAUUGAGACUUCAGUUAGUCAAAACAUAGUUACUAUUAAAUCCAAAAAGAUAAAUGGAAAUUACAUAGUCACAGUAUUUUUAAGAUAAUCUAACAUACUAAUUGACUCAGUCGAUAUACCUGUAGUAGUGAAUAAACCAAAUAGAGCAAUUUUAUACUAUGGCAGAAAAAUUGAAUUAGGUUCAUCGGUUAGAAUAGUGGCUGACUUCCUUAUACAAGAUCAUUAGAUGAAUCUUUGUUUGUGUCCAACACAUAAAAUACAUUGGUACCAAGAUGAAAAGUUGGUUUAGACAGCUCCAAAUUCUUUGGGAUUUUCUGUUUCAACAGUUGUAGUUGGAAAAAUUAAUAUCAAAAUCAAAGCCUAUGAUUUAGAGGCUUAGACUUUACUUGAAGUAGAAAGAUUAAACUCUUACACCAGGAACCUAUUUAUUAACACCAAAGCCUUGUAUCAUAUUCCACUUCUAGUUCCUACAAACAGCAGGUUGGCUUUGGGAUAAGAAAUCAAGAGUGUUGAACAAUUGAACAUGAACCUCCCAAAUAUUAUUGAAAGUGAUAGCAUCACCUUGCAACCUCAAUUACUAUUAGCCACGACUCCAAUGUUAAUACAAGUAGAAGAAAUCUAUCAAAUGUAUCCUAUGUCGGAAUUUGUUAAUUUGAAAGUGGAUGAGAAAAUAGAAAUUCCAAUUGCCUACUUGAAUUAAGAAGGAUAUCAAUUUGAAGAUAUAGAAGACAACAAACUCGAGGUCUUGGGAUAUACUAGACACAUAGUGUAAAUUAAGGUGAAUAAUAAUGGAAUUGAAAUUUAAGGUUUGGAUCAAGGAUUUGCAUUGAUCAAAUUAAGUUGUGGAAAUAACAAAAUUGAUUAUAUCCUUGUAAAGGUAGGAGCCACUCUAUUGUAAAUGAAGGCUUAUCUUGGAUCCACAAUCACAUAUUAAAUGGAUAAUUCCGAGAAACCAAUAUGGAAUUCCAAUUGUGGUAACUUCAAGGGAAGUUAAUUGACAAUUGAAAAGGAGUUGAAUGAAUGCUACGUUGAGGUUAAUGAUUAAGGCAACAAGUUCAAAGCUGGACUCGAAGUCAUUAGACCCUCUCAUAUAAUCAUUGAUUCAAAUAAAGUGGAUAACUAUUUGAACAUCAAAUUGAAUGUCAAUCCUAAAAUACCCUAAUCCAAUAAGGUCAAUCCUAACUUUGAUAUUAAAAUUGAAGUCGAUCAACCUCAAUGGUUUGAAUUGGUAAAGACUGACAACCUCUUUGAAUAUAAUAUCAAACCUAUUAUUGCUCAAGAUAAUACUCCUAUGCCAAAGAAGGUGAAGGUUAACGCAUUCAUCUCCAAUCAAUUCAUAUAAUUGGAUGGCAGCAAGGAAAUAGUCUAUGAGAGAGAAUUCUAUCUUCCAAACAACGAAGUGAUCAUUUAAAAUAGUCAACCAAUCCAAACCUUGAGAAUUCCUUAUUAUAGAAACAUUGAAAAAACUCAUCAAGACAAUCAUUUACUAGGAUUGAUAACCACAUCAUUUUCUCAAGGCCGAGUUGAGAUUUAGUUUGAUUUUAGCCAAUGUCACGAACCAACAGAAGGAGAUGCUUAUUUUGAGAAUGGGUAAAAAAUAAGAGUCAAAUUUGUCUAAGAGUCUAGUUAUGAAUUCAUCAUAUUUUUAGCAGCACUAGUCUUCUUUAUCUUAGUAUUAAUGAAUUAUUUCAGAUGAAAAUGUGUGAAAUUUUAUAUCAAUAUAUAUAUAUUCUAUAUUUA
Molecule: messenger RNA, 4364 nt
Organism: Paramecium tetraurelia
Lineage: Eukaryota; Ciliophora; Oligohymenophorea; Peniculida; Parameciidae
Exons: 2
Source: RefSeq, a predicted model, not a curated record